AUGCUUGAAUUGAACGAGCGACAGACUGCCAAGUUCAUUAAACAAAAAAUAGAAGAAGUUCUGAGAGAAUUCAACAUCGCGCUCGAUCAGGUUUUAAGGGUGACGUGCGAUAACGGUGCGAACAUGCUAGCGGCCGUCAGAGAACUUGACAAGUACGUACAAGUCAUAAGUGCUGAAAAACUGAUGUUAGACGAUGAGGAUGAUAAUUACGAAGAUAAUGAUGAGCUGUUAAAUGAUAUAAUCAAUGAGUUGUCAACUAAAGUCAGCCUUGUACGAUGCGCCGUGCAUACUUUGCAAUUGGCAGUGACGGACGUCGUCAAUCACACUGAUAACCGUAUCCGCAGAAUAACCACCGUGGCCAAAAAUUGCCGGAAAACAGCCUAUAAACCUUCUUUCGAUCUGAAAAAUAUUCCUCUCCCACCAUUGUUUUCCAAAACAAGAUGGGGAGGAAUUUACGAAAUGAUUUUAAAGUUUCACGAUAACGAGGAGUUUUACAGAGAUCUAGGGAAGCAGUUUAAGGAGCUAGAUCUGUCGGAGCAUUGGGAUUACAUUCAUGAUUAUAAAAACGCGUUGCAACCAGUUUAUGUUUCCACAAAAGAGAUGCAGGCAAAACACAUGUCUGUGGGAGAUUUCUACAUCAACUGGCUUCGUUGCAUGAUGGAAGUUAAGCAGCAGCCUAUGAAUGAAUUGGCCAAAUCUCUAGCAACAUCGUUGCAAACAAGACUACAGCAACUUCAACAAAAUUUGCCCUUUAAAGCUGCUUUGUUAGUCGAUCCCAGGUUUAAUUAUAUCUCAUCAUCUGUUCUAACUUCGGAGGAGAAGGAGGAAACAAGUAAAUUCAUCAUUGCCACAUCAGAAAGGAUUAAGUCAUUGAUACCUACCAAAUCACCGCAAACAAGUACGACUACUGAGCAAAAUACUUCAAGUUCUUAUUUGGAUGACUUCAUGACGCGCUUUUUCGGAGGAUCUCCACCAUCAACAUCGCAGACCAGUUCAGGAAACUCAUUUGUAAAGCAAGUGAAUGCUUUAGAUUUGGAAACGCAUCAGAACUAUAAGUACGAUACAUGGAAGCACUGGACAGACCGUAAAGAUUCACACCCUGAACUUUCAGAAGUAGCUUUCACCAUUAUGACAGUGCCAGCAACGCAGGUGUCUGUUGAGCGAGCGUUUAGUGCCUUGGCAUUAGUAUUAUCACCGGCUCGAACAAAAUUAUCCGCUCAAAAUCUCGCAAACAUUCUGUUGGUUAAAUUGAAUGAAGAAUUGGUUCACGAAAUCGUUCCUAAUAUGUAUGACUGGAAGGAGUUAAGUAAAUAA
This is a messenger RNA of Ochlerotatus camptorhynchus, 1314 nucleotides long. RefSeq lists its product as uncharacterized. The coding region runs from base 1 to 1314 and encodes 437 amino acids. NCBI's taxonomy places the organism in Eukaryota, Metazoa, Arthropoda, Insecta, Diptera, Culicidae. The transcript is spliced from 3 exons. The record is from RefSeq and is a predicted model, not a curated record. Gene Ontology annotation, molecular function: protein dimerization activity.